Messenger RNA from Mus caroli (Ryukyu mouse), 1287 nucleotides. It is a transcript of the gene Mrpl4, whose product is annotated as mitochondrial ribosomal protein L4. Lineage: Eukaryota; Metazoa; Chordata; Mammalia; Rodentia; Muridae. Gene Ontology annotation, cellular component: ribosome. The record is from RefSeq and is a predicted model, not a curated record. Gene Ontology annotation, molecular function: structural constituent of ribosome. Gene Ontology annotation, biological process: translation.
UUUGCUUCCGGCACCCGGCUCUCGCGCUCCAAAGUCGGGGCUUCCGGCUGUCAAGUGGAGCGGAUCCACAGCCUCAGGCUUCGGGACCUGGCGCUGAUGGCGGCGGAAUCGCCUUCGUGACGUACCCGGCGCGCAUACGACGUCAUCAGUCACCGCCGCGAGCGUCCGUAGCGCAGCGACCUCGGCGCUGCGAGAGGUCCUCCGAGAUGCUGCGGUUGUUCCAGGCCGCUUCCCGGGCCUGGCUUCGACCCUCUGGCUCCCGGGUCAUCCACUCUCUAGCGGAAGGCGCGGAGCGGCCGGCGGAGAUUUCAGAGCCGCGAGAUAGCGCUGGUCUCCUAGAUCCUGUUUUGCGCAAGUGUGAGCUCCGGAUCCCAGUGCACCGGCGCCCGGUGCAAGCCUGGGUCGAGUCUCUCCGAGGCUUUGAACAGGAGCGCAUCGGCCUGGCGGAGCUGCACCCCGACGUAUUUGCAACGGCGCCCCGGCUGGACAUUGUGCACCAGGUCGCCAUCUGGCAGAGGAACUUCAGGAGAAUCAGCUAUGCUAAGACCAAGACCAGGGCUGAGGUGAGUGGUGGUGGCCGAAAGCCCUGGCAACAGAAAGGCAGUGGCCGUGCCCGGCAUGGCAGCAUCCGUUCUCCCUUAUGGCGAGGAGGAGGUGUAGCCCAUGGUCCCCGGGGUCCUACAAGUUACUACUACAUGUUGCCCAUGAAAGUGCGGGCACUGGGCCUCAAGGUGGCCUUGACUGUCAAGCUCAUGCAGGAUGAUCUACACAUUGUGGAUUCCCUGGAGCUACCCACGGCAGACCCCCAGUACCUGACAGAGUUGGCCCAGUACCGCCACUGGGGGAGUUCCGUGCUCCUUGUAGACUUAACACAUGAAGAGAUGCCCAAGAAUGUCGUGGCAGCCACUUCAGGGCUCAACAAUUUCAACCUGAUCCCCGCAGUUGGCCUGAAUGUGUACAGCAUGCUCAAGCACCAGACUCUGGUCCUCACCCUGCCUUCCGUCGCCUUCCUGGAGGACAAGCUACUCUGGCAGGACUCAAGAUACACUCCGCUCUACCCCUUCCGCUUGCCCUACAGUGACUUCCCCUAACCCUGCCCUGGUCACCUAGGGGCCUGCCCCACUUGGGGGCCAGGUCAGCACCCCAGCCAUCCUGCAAAAACAGCAGUUCCAUGGGAGCUGUUGGACCUUGUUGCAAGGAGGGGACAACUGCACAGAACCAAGAUGAGUACCUGCCUGGGAUCUCUUUUGUCACAUUAAAAAUAAACCCUAUUUUUCACAAGACUUG